AUGUCGCCGCCUGCAAAGUAUGCGAUCAUCAUCGAUUCAGGCUCUUCGGGGUCCCGUGCUAUUGUUUAUGAGUAUAUCUCUGACCCUAAAAAUGACCCAUCUGGCUUACCGAAGAUAAAACAGAUAUUGAGGAAGAAGACUAAACCAGGACUAUCUGCUUUUGGCAAAAAAAAGGAAGGGACCUAUGACAUAUGGGAUGACCAUUUUGAAGAGUUAGUGGACAAAGCUAAAAAGGUGAUACCUUCAAACAUGCACGGUUCUACUCCUAUCUAUGUUCAAGCCACAGCUGGUAUGAGACUGCUUCCUACUAAGGAUCGUGACCGUGUUUUGAAGGAAACAUGUGAAGUGUUAGCUCAUAAAAGUGAUUUCAUAGUCGAGCCAUGCAAUGAACAUGUAGAGGUCAUCGACGGAGAUACAGAAGGGCUGUAUGGUUGGCUGGCAUUAAACUAUCUUACCGAUAGACUAGUUUCUUCGAGUGAAGCUGAUCCCGAAAUAAAACAGCGUCAUCCAUAUGGAUUCAUGGAUAUGGGAGGAGCAUCAACACAAUUGGCAUUUGUUCCAAGUAGAAAAGAUCAAUUGGAUAAACAUUCAGAUGACAUGUAUUCUGUGAGCUUGAAGAGUAAUAAUGGUGAAUUGAACUCAUGGUCUGUUUUUGUCUCUAGCUGGUUAGGAUUUGGGGCAAACGAAGCAAGAAGAAGACAAUUAGAUGCGCUCGUUAACGCGCUGCCUGAGAAUGUUGAUUAUGAUAGAGAUGGAGACGGAAAAGGAGAUUUGGUUGAUCCCUGUUCACCAGUCGGAAUGAAGACAGAGGUUGAAUACAACGGCAAGAUGUUCACCGUGACAGGUUCAGGUGAAUACGAAGGAUGUCUCAAAACAAUAUACCCUCUAUUAUUGAAACACUUACCAUGUUCUGACGAACCAUGUUUGUUCAAUGGUGUUCAUGCUCCGUCGAUGGAUUUUUCGAUGGAAAAAUUUGUUGGGGUUAGUGAAUACUGGUAUACAGCCAAUGAUGUUUUCAAGCUUACCGGAGAAUAUAAUUACGAGGAUUUUGAAGCUGCCACAAAGGAAUUUUGCAGUACUGACUGGGACACAAUUUUUAAUAAAUUUGAGAAUAAGGAAUAUGGGAAUGCUUUAACCUUGGAUUUGCUACAAACUUCUUGCUUUAAGGCUAGUUGGAUAGUGAAUGUUUUACAUGAGGGAUUUGGAAUACCGAGAUUAGGGGUGGAUAAGGUCUCUCAAGUAAGUGAGAAGGACGAGCCUGUGUUCAAGAGUGUGAACGACAUAGAUGGGAAUGAGCUGUCAUGGACGUUGGGUAAGAUGGUCCUUUAUGCCUCAUCACAGAAUAGUGGUGAAGGUAGCGUUGGAAUAUGGCCG
Messenger RNA from Pichia membranifaciens NRRL Y-2026, 1374 nucleotides. RefSeq lists its product as hypothetical. Gene Ontology annotation, biological process: nucleoside diphosphate catabolic process. The transcript has a single exon. The record is from RefSeq and is a predicted model, not a curated record. The annotation marks the transcript as partial. Lineage: Eukaryota; Fungi; Ascomycota; Pichiomycetes; Pichiales; Pichiaceae. Gene Ontology annotation, cellular component: membrane. Gene Ontology annotation, molecular function: nucleoside diphosphate phosphatase activity.